GAGAGAGAGAGAGAGAGAGAGAGAGAGAGAGAGAGACUGACCAGCAGAGGAAAGAACAGACAUUAGACAGUCUGAGAGAGGAGUGAAAAACUGAUAAUGGAUUUCAAGUCAGUAAUGGAAAGUUUGGAUCCCAAAUUUCUCAAGCGCUUAAAGACAGCAGAGGUUGAGGGAGUCACUUUGAUCAAGGACACAGUGGAGCAGUGGGAUGCGAUAUGGAAUUUUAAAGCCCGGCCGGAUGAUCUUCUCAUUUGCACUUACCCCAAAGCAGGGACCACCUGGAUUCAGGAAAUUGUGGACAUGCUCCAGCAGGGAGGAGACCUACAGAAAUGUGCUCGGGCUCCCAUCUACGAACGGAUGCCCUUCAUAGAAUUGUGCCCGCCAAAACCCAUACGUACAGGUUUCGAAGAGGCGGAGGCGAUGCCCUCUCCGCGCACCCUCAAAUCUCACCUCCCAGUUCAUCUCCUGCCCCCUUCCUUCUGGGAGCAGAACUGCAAGAUCAUUUAUGUGGCCAGGAAUGCCAAGGACAAUGCGGUCUCCUACUUCCACUUCCACUGCAUGGGAAAGCUGAUGCCGGAGCCAGGAAACUGGGAUGAGUUCCUGGAGAAUUUCAUUGCUGGGAAGGUCGCCUGGGGCUCUUGGUUUGACCAUGUUCAGCAUUGGUGGGAAGCUAAGGACCGUCACCCGAUUCUGUACCUCUUUUAUGAAGACAUGAAGGAGGACCCAGCCCGGGAAAUCCAAAAGGUAGCCCAAUUCCUGGGCAUAGAGCUCCCGGAACCACUUCUUAACCGGAUAGUGCAGCACACACAGUUCGAGAGCAUGAAAGCAAAUCCAAUGGUUAAUUACACCACCAUGUCUCCUGCCUUCUUAGACCAUGACGUUUCUCCAUUCAUGAGAAAAGGGACCGUAGGAAACUGGAAGGAGCACUUCACGGUGGCGCAAAGUGAACGGCUGGACGACAUCUAUGCUCGGGAACUGGGGAACAGCAGCCUGAACUUCCGCACUCAGCUAUAAGCACACCACCGUGCCUCUUACAAAACCGUUUUCACCCAGACGCACCUGUUGAUUUCACCUGCACCACGGGAAACAAGUCGUGGGUUCACAAGCAUCCGAGCGCAUAUUGUGGGCCCUUUGUGACCUUGGAUUUUGCUACUGCCCAGAGAGCUUUGAACCGCCCAGAGAGCUUUGUGAA
Molecule: messenger RNA, 1189 nt
Organism: Elgaria multicarinata webbii
Lineage: Eukaryota; Metazoa; Chordata; Lepidosauria; Squamata; Anguidae
Product: sulfotransferase 1C2-like
Exons: 8
Coding region: 97-1011 (304 amino acids)
Biological process (GO): sulfation
Cellular component (GO): cytoplasm
Molecular function (GO): sulfotransferase activity
Source: RefSeq, a predicted model, not a curated record